This is a messenger RNA of Cryptomeria japonica (Japanese cedar), 5027 nucleotides long. RefSeq lists its product as uncharacterized. Lineage: Eukaryota; Viridiplantae; Streptophyta; Pinopsida; Cupressales; Cupressaceae. Gene Ontology annotation, biological process: chromatin organization. The coding region runs from base 184 to 4911 and encodes 1575 amino acids. The record is from RefSeq and is a predicted model, not a curated record. Gene Ontology annotation, cellular component: nucleus. The transcript is spliced from 14 exons.
CGAAUAAAAUAGAAGAAAUCAAUUUUAUAGAAAUUUGCAUUCAAAAAAAUUGAAAUCUAAAACUAAAAUUUGUGUGGCAUAUCCCCAAGGUUGAAAGUUACCCCGCCGAUAUAUACGGGCAAUAAAUACUUUCUUGCGCAGCCUCUUCAUUACGGCUUGAAUUCUGGUCAAACUGUGUUUAACAUGCAAGCAUUAGCGUCAUCAGAUACCAUGGAAGGAGAAGUUGCUGAAGCUGAUUUGGAGUUGAUAAAUUCCAUCGCAAGUGAUGAAGAAAUGCUCAGUGUAGUAUUAGCCUGGAUUUUAUCUCAUCCAUCCAAUGCAUCUGCUUCCUCUUCUUUUUCUAAGGCCAUUGAAAAUAAGCUCAAUGCUACCUCUGUUUUCUCUUUUGCAGUCUCAUUUCUGAAUUACAUAAGGUCCCAAACAUUCCCCUUUCUGCAGUCUGCUACAGAUCAAGCGGACUCAAGUUUGAUUUUGUCUAAUCCAGAAGAAAUUUUAGUGGAACAAAUGCCUAGAGAGCAGAAGAAGAGUAUGCUCAAAUUUGGAGAGAAAAUUAAGGUUUUGGAAGCGAGGACAAAUGGAAGAGGGAGAUCUGCUAUAAAUUCUACUACCAAGGCCAGUUUUGUGCGUCCGCCUGAAGUUAAGUAUGAAGACGAGUAUCCAGCACUUGGUUCUGUUCCUUCCAAAGAAGCCAAGAAAAAGGGGAAUCUCAAUGCAACAAAGCAGGCACGGCGAGUGAAUCCUACACCAUCAGCAAUUCUUGCUGUGGACAGUUCUUUUGUUCUUGCUAAUCUACAGCCAUCUAAGGAAUCAGAACUCGAUACCAAUAAAGAUUUAGCAGUGCAUAAGUCCCUUAAAGUUGAUAUGGAUGUGCUAAUGGACCGUUGCAGUAAAACUAGGAAUCACAGGCACCCAGAGGCUCCAACCGAGGAUAUUAAAGCACAGAAGGUCUCACAUUUGAGCUGGCCAAUGAAUUCUUCCCAAAACCAUGCCAAUAUUAAUUCAAAAUCUAAGGUCAAGGACCAUUUGCCACAGUGUUUUGUUUCCAAUGGAGAAACUCAAUUGUCUUCAGAAGUUCCUUGUAUAGACCCUAGCCUACCUUCUAAGAUGUUUUUUGGCAAGCUUAAGAGGUUUGCAGAAGUUCAUGCAAAGCUUAUUAUGAAUAAGAUGGUUCCCUCUUUGAUUGGGGAGCUCUACUUUCUACUGCAGCUUCUGAGUUUGGAGGGUCUCUGUGGGGACGGGCAUGAUAAGCUAACCAUCAUUCAAGAGAAGCCGGAUAUAGCUGGAAAAUUAUUCAAAGAUGAAAAGAGUUGUUCAUUUUAUGCCUGCAAGACACUUGAGCAAGCAGCAAAACUCCUAGAUUGUGUUGGAGAGCAACUCCUUGCUACUCUUAUCGAGCAACCUGCGAUUUUGUGUUAUUCACCAUCUUUACUUCCUCGGCUAAGGGGUGCUUUAGCAGAACAUCAAUCUGCAGCAUUGCGUUCUUUCAAGGCAUACGAAUCUGCAUAUGGAGCAAAAUGUGCCUUACAGGAAUCACCCAACAAAUUUAGAGAGAAGAGACCACAAAAGCAUCUGCCUAUGGCCAUGCCUACAUCCUCACCAUUUCAAGCUGCUAGAGAUUCUCGUAAUAACUUCCGGACUAUAGCGUUUCAACGAAUAUACAACAACCGUGAACAGUGCAGGGAUCAUUUUUUUGAAAUAAUACGGGAGGCUGCCUCAUCACAAAGUGCUUUUGGAUUUGCCACAUUUGGCAAGGAUAAUGAUGCCUACAUAAAGCUACAUCAAAGUGUGCAAAGUUUGUCAAAAAUGUUGAUGGUUGAGAACUAUCCCUGGUUUUCUGAGCUCUUCAUUGAGCAGUAUUUGCAGGCAUCUUCAUAUGGUGAAACAGACCCAGAAGUUACAGGUUUAGCACGACACAAUGCUGCAAAGUUGCACAGGCUGCAUGAUCGUUUAACAUCUGAAUCUAAUAACCAGCCUCUGGUAUUUUUGCCACAAAGAGGAUCUCAAGGGCCAGAUACUUCUGAUAAAUAUCAGGUGCUUUCAACUGGUAAUACUUGGAAUAAAGCUAAGCUUUCCCAGUCUUCGAAGGCCCCUUUACCACAGGGAACCAUCCAAAAUUGGGAGGAUAUUAACUGUAAGGCUUGUUUGUCUGAGGGAUUCUCAAAAGCUUUUCCUCAGUCAACAAGGACAUACAUCUUGUUUCUUGAAGCAGCUGAUAGUUAUCGACUAAAUAGCCAGUUAUUGUGCAGCAUCAGAUCAAAAAUGCAUAAACUAAUAAAGCUUCCACUUUACUCUCGGGAUGUAGCAGAUAUUGGAGCAAGUUUCACACAAAGAGUUCUUUCCCUAAAAUCAUUAGGUUGCUUAAUGGGAUUCAUUUUCUUUUAUCCAGAAGCAGGAUCAUUGCCACCUAUUCCUCCAGAGAUAGGCUGUGAGCUUUCUUGUUCAGAAUCAGAUAUACCUCAAUGCCAUCCUCCCAUUGAUUUAUUGGAAGAGUUAGAUAAUGCCAGAUCACAUGAAUCUCUGUUGUUAGUAUUACCCUGGAUCCUUGAUUUUCUAGGGAUAUUGAAGCAGGUUGUCCCAAGUCAAGCAACACAGCCUUACUUUGGAAAAGUAUUCUCUUCAUUGAAGGCUCUGUAUUCUUUACCAAUGCUCGACCCAUCCAAGAGUGAUUUUGGGGUGAGUAGUGUUUGCAUCCUUGUGGCAUUGGAUAGCUUCUUUGAAGAUAUGAGCAUGUUAAAUAUCCAUUGCAACUCUCCGAACAAAGCUAUAAUGGAAACAAAUGAGAGUGAUAAAAAAAGAUUGAACAAGGACAAUAGAAUAAGUAUCGAAGGUGAAGAUCAUCAUAAAAGUGUAAUUUGUGGUGGCAUUGACAGAAUGCUUGGUAUAAUUGAUACCAGUUACAUUCAACAUUGUUGCCCGCUUCUGAUGGCCAUGAAAUCUGUUCUUGUAGCAGCCAAGGGACGGAAAAUGCCAUCAGCAUGUUCUCAGACACAGCGUAAUAAUUACAUUCGUAAGAUUACACCAAUCCAAAACUCAAGGGAGAGCCAGUCUCAUGCAUAUAACAACAUGCUUGGGGAAUCUAUCAUUGUGAAAAAUGUAAUGGAUAAUGAUAAGGAUCAGCUUAAACUUAAACUCCAGCAUGUAUUUCUUGAACAAAGACCUAAUCUACAGAGGCUAGUAGAUUUUAUAGUGGAUACAACUGCAGUGAAUGCUGCACAUGCAGCUUCUCUUAAGUGUGUUCCACAAAUUCUAGAAGAUAUGAUGAAUAAAUUGCAAGUUGCCAUAAUGGAUCGGUUCCCAAAUCUCUCUGAAGUACAGAGUAUUGAAGAGUUUGAAAAUAUGCUUAAUGCAAGCAAUUUUGAGGAAGCUACAGAACAUAUAGUCAGCACUGCUAUUCAACAGGUUUUACCUGCAGCUAUUGACUAUGCAAGACGACACUCUGCUGAUAGAACAGUGAAAGCUUUAUCUGCUUUAGCCGCACCUGAUGAAUCUCCAUAUGUUUUGAGUGUUGCCGGUGGAAUUGCUUCUGAGGCAGCUGCUAUUGCGGUUAAUAAAAAAACUCUUGCUAACGUUUCCAGUGAGAUCAGAAAGAGAAUAACUAGAGCAAUUGAUGAUUGGCGGAAAAAGAUUCAAAAGCAGAUGAAGGGUAAAAAGCUUUUGGAAAGAGUACAUCAGGAGGCCGAUGUUUUGACUUCAAGAUGUAUGAAUAUUGUGACCGACAUUAAAGAAAAGGAUGCAACUUGUAACUCCUCCACCAGUAUGCUUUCUGUGCAAAAUGGCCCUUCAAAUAUUAUGGUAAAGAAUAUUUGUGGUUUGGAACAAAUAGAGAUAGAUGCUAAGCAAAAACACUUUCCAGCCGAUGGGGUGGAUUUCUUUCACUUGCAACAUACAGAAUUAAACAUGAAUUAUAUGGCUUUAAAGGCUGAGAAGAUUGCUCGCUCUUGCCAUAAAGUGUCAGAUUGCUGCUCACAGGGCACACUUUUGGAUGGAGCAAGAAAUUCGCUGAGGCUUCAUUUGGCAUCUGUGUGUGUUCUAAUUGAAAGCAUCCUGGCCAACGCAGAGAAGGGGCUUCCAUUGGGAGGUUUUGAUGCAAUUGUUUUUGAACCUGAUCAAACAUUCAGUAAUAUCUUGUUGGAUGAAGAAAAUUUUGAUGCAUAUAGGAUUGAGAAUGGCUUGGUUCGUCGUUCUAUUGCCCUUGCUGCCUAUUGGUGCCUUAUACUUCCAUGGGCAGCAUUUGGCUUCACACCUGGGAAAUUGGUAGAAUGCUCUUCUAGCAUAGCACAAAACAUUGAUUUAGGGGAUGACCUAAUUCCAUGCCUGGACUUUAACAUGUCUCAAGCUGGUGACACAGCUUCAGAAUGUCAAAAGGAAACAGUUAAGUUAAACAAGGCAGGUUGUGAUCAACAUACAGAGUAUGGAUCUGUUGAAUCUGGCCGUGGAGUUGAUGAACAGUUCACCAUAGGAAGCUGUAACUCUUUAAGUCAAUCCAUAUUUGAUCUUCAAAGGGAGAAUAAUGAGGAUUGUCCCAUGAAAUAUCUGGUAUUCAUGUGGAAAUCUUUAAUUAAAACAGGAGUAUGCAAUUUAGAGACAGUUAUUUCAGAAUUCUUCUCUCCUUGGAGAUGGCAGUUAGCUUUGCACAAAAAGCCUUGGGAUGGUGCACCUUCAUGGUUUGGAGCUGCAGCAAAUGGCAUAUUAAAUACCAUGGUUGAUAUUACUGAGAUUGUGCCAGAGAAAACAAAAGCAUUGAAGCUGUUGUUGGACUCAUUUGAGGGCAUUUACGGAAAUAGUUUUUGUAAAUUUAAGAGUUCAAAUGAAGAAAUGUGCCAAGAGAAAAGGGAGUUCACAUCAAUAGAGGCAAAAAGACUAAUACAGUGUAUUUCCAUAGAAUUGAUGAAGUUGAAAUCAAAAAAAUGAAAUUCUCAAUGAGGUGAAGCUACAGGCUAACAAGAUCCUCUGUAAAUUAUUACCGUAUUGCAACAGUUCUGCUGUUCAAUAUGUUCUUUCUGUAAUAUCAUUGAAUUUUUGGGAUC